This is a messenger RNA of Penicillium nucicola, 1722 nucleotides long. RefSeq names its product MDR family MFS transporter. The transcript is spliced from 3 exons. Gene Ontology annotation, biological process: transmembrane transport. The coding region runs from base 1 to 1722 and encodes 573 amino acids. Gene Ontology annotation, molecular function: transmembrane transporter activity. Lineage: Eukaryota; Fungi; Ascomycota; Eurotiomycetes; Eurotiales; Aspergillaceae. The record is from RefSeq and is a predicted model, not a curated record.
AUGUCGGACCAUACGAUGCAUGAGGACCCCGAAAAAGAAACGCAUACCUCCAUGAAGGAUGAAAGCUCCAGUGACCGUGCUGUCUCGUCAGUACUGGAGACGGAAAAAGAACAUACAUUAGUGCAGACUGCGACAGCAGAGCCCGAUUCAUUGCACCCAGUCGAGGCUGUCAACACACGGGAAGAUGGCACAGAAUACCCCACCGGGGUAAAACUGUCAUUGAUUUCACUGGCGUUGUGUUUGAGUGUGUUCCUAGUGGCGCUUGACAACAGUAUCAUCGCCACGGCUAUUCCCAAAAUCACGGAUAAAUUCCACAGCUUGGAAGAUGUGGGCUGGUACGGUAGUGCCUAUCUUCUCACCACCGCUUCUCUUCAGCUUCUCUUUGGAAAGUUCUACACCUUUUUCAGUAUCAAAUGGGUUUUCCUCAGCGCAAUCGGUAUCUUCGAGUUGGGAAGUUUGAUUUGCGGAGUGGCAAACAGCAGUUUGACCCUGAUUAUCGGCCGUGCCGUAGCUGGUAUUGGUUCGGCGGGAAUUUUUUCGGGUGCGCUGAUUAUCUUGGCUCAUUCGGUGGCUCUUGAGAAGCGUCCCAUGUACAGCGGCUUCAUUGGCAGUAUGUAUGGUAUUGCUUCAGUUGCAGGUCCCCUUUUGGGAGGUGUCUUCACUGAUAAAGUAUCGUGGCGUUGGUGUUUCUACAUCAACUUGCCCAUCGGUGCCAUCACCGUCGUGGUGAUUGCUUUCUUCUUCCCUGCUCCGAACCGCCAGGUCAAAGACACAACAUGGUCAGAGCGAAUCAGAAAGUUCGAUCCUCUGGGCACAUCGCUUUUCCUCCCUGCUAUCAUUUGCCUGCUACUGGCCCUGCAAUGGGGUGGCACGACCUAUCCUUGGAGCAACUGGCGCAUCAUCCUGCUAUUUUGCUUCUUUGGUGUUUUGAUCUUGCUCUUUGUGGCUUCACAAUGGAAACAGCAAGAAUAUGCCACCGUGCCCCCUCGCAUCUUCUUCAAGCGUACUGUGUGGUCUUCUGCCUUCUUCAGCUUCUGCCUGGGCGCAGCAUUCCUCUGCUCUGUCUACUUCUUGCCUAUUUGGUUCCAGGCCGUCAAGGGCGCCAGUGCCGUCCACUCAGGUAUCAUGAAUCUGCCCAUGCUGAUCGCAGUUGUGCUGUUAUCUGUUCUGUCGGGCAUUGUCGUUACCAUUGUCGGUUAUUACGCACCUUUUAUGAUUCUCGGUACGGUCAUGAUCUCCAUUGGCUAUGGUCUCAUGACCAAAUUCCACCCGGAUACCUCCAGUCCCAUCUGGAUCGGAUACCAGAUCAUUGCCGGUGCUGGCGUCGGAUUCGGUAUGCAGCAACCUAUGAUCUCCGUUCAGGUUGUCCUCGACAUUGUCGACGUGCCUACCGGUACUGCCAUCAUUGUUUUCGCCCAGACCCUUGGUGGGGCUCUCUUUGUUUCGAUUGGAAAUAACGUCUUUAGCAACAAGUUGAGGGAAUAUCUCGCUGAAUAUGCUCCCACUUUGGACCCAGCACUGAUCGUCCGAACCGGUGCUACUAGUGUUCAGAGUGUUGUCAGCAAGGCAGACCUCCCGGGUCUUCUUCUUGCCUACAACGAUGCCAUCACGCAGGUAUUCAUGGUAUGCGCCGCUGUGUCCGCCUUGAGUGUCAUUGGUGCCGUAGUUGUGGAGUGGAAGAGUGUUAAAGGCAAGAAUCUUGCCGCCGGAGGAGCCGCAUAA